GCCUCCCGAGUUGCCUGGCAGCAUCGCACGCGUGGUUUGGACAGGCUAAGCAAGGGUCACGUCACAGCACUGUCCUUCGAUGUCCGAGUGUCGCUAAAGAGCCGCGCGACUGUGUACAAGGCGUUGGCGCUCUGGGCUGUGAUCUCUUGGUGGAUUCGCCCGAUCUGGACAACUGCACAAGCCGGAUUGAGCCGUUGGACGGUCGGCCGGUCUUUAGGGAGAUAUUCGCAGCAGCCUGAUCACCAAGGCCCUUCCUUACACUAGGUAUAUGUCCACAUGGGCUGUGCAGGAAUGUGUGCUUUCGCGGUUAAGUCAGUACUUGAGACGGCGUUGAAUGUGAUGCUAAGUGUAGGUACGGAGUAACACAGGUCCCAGCAUUUACUCUGUUUUAGCACAUGGUGAUUGGAUUGCUAUGGUUAACAGGCUGGCAGGGUCGUCAGUCAGCAAAGGGGCUCAAAAGUAAAAAUAAAAAGAAAGCAGCCUCGUUGCUGACUGCAGGAUCCA
Molecule: messenger RNA, 504 nt
Organism: Pyricularia grisea
Lineage: Eukaryota; Fungi; Ascomycota; Sordariomycetes; Magnaporthales; Pyriculariaceae
Exons: 2
Source: RefSeq, a predicted model, not a curated record